Messenger RNA from Lonchura striata (white-rumped munia), 2828 nucleotides. The record is from RefSeq and is a predicted model, not a curated record. NCBI's taxonomy places the organism in Eukaryota, Metazoa, Chordata, Aves, Passeriformes, Estrildidae.
CUUCUGCGCUCUGCAACCCAAAGGGAGUUGACAGAGCAGGGCCGUGGAGGAUGGGACACCCUCUCUGGAAGCCGGGGCGCUCGCCAAGGGAGCGCGUCCACCCGGGGUGACAAACAGCAUGUUUGGUGCUUCAAGGAAGAAGUUUGUAGAGGGGGUUGAUGGUGACUACCAUGAUGAGAACAUGUACUACAGCCAAUCAUCAAUGUUCCCACAUCGGUCAGAAAAAGAUAUGCUGGCAUCACCAUCAACAUCAGGUCAGCUGUCUCAGUUUGGGGCAAGUUUAUACGGGCAACAAAGUGCACUAGGCCUUCCAAUGAGGGGAAUGAGCAACAAUACCCCUCAGUUAAAUCGCAGCUUAUCACAAGGCACUCAGUUACCGAGCCACGUAACGCCAACAACAGGGGUACCAACAAUGUCACUUCACACGCCUCCAUCUCCGAGCAGGGGGAUAUUGCCUAUGAAUCCUAGGAAUAUGAUGAACCACUCCCAGGUUGGUCAGGGCAUUGGAAUUCCCAGCAGGACAAACAGCAUGAGCAGUUCAGGGUUAGGCAGCCCUAACAGAAGCUCUCCAAGCAUAAUAUGUAUGCCAAAGCAGCAACCCUCUCGACAACCUUUUACUGUGAACAGUAUGUCUGGAUUUGGGAUGAACAGAAAUCAGGCAUUUGGAAUGAAUAACUCCUUAUCAAGUAACAUUUUUAAUGGAACAGAUGGAAGUGAAAAUGUGACAGGACUGGACCUCUCAGAUUUUCCAGCACUAGCAGACAGAAACAGAAGGGAAGGAAGUGGCAAUCCAACUCCAUUAAUAAACCCUUUAGCUGGAAGGGCACCCUAUGUUGGAAUGGUAACAAAACCAGCAAGUGAGCAGUCCCAGGACUUUUCAAUACACAAUGAAGAUUUUCCAGCAUUACCAGGCUCCAGCUACAAAGAUCCAACAUCUAGUAAUGAUGACAAUAAAUCUAAUUUGAGUACAUCAGGCAAAACAUCAUCCAGCACAGAUGGGCCCAAGUUUCCUGGAGAUAAAAGUUCGACUACGCAAAACAACAACCAGCAGAAAAAAGGGAUCCAGGUGUUACCUGAUGGCCGGGUUACCAACAUUCCUCAAGGGAUGGUGACGGACCAGUUUGGAAUGAUUGGCUUGUUAACAUUCAUCAGGGCAGCAGAGACAGAUCCAGGAAUGGUACAUCUUGCAUUAGGAAGUGAUUUAACAACAUUAGGUCUCAAUCUCAACUCUCCUGAAAAUCUUUAUCCCAAAUUUGCAUCCCCAUGGGCAUCGUCACCUUGUCGACCUCAAGACAUAGGUAAGAGAGAAAUAACUAUUAAAUUCAAUCUUACUAUUUGCAAAUUAUAUAAAUUUACAUGUCUUAAUAGUUGCAUCAAUUCCGAUUCUUUUUUAGACUUCCAUGUUCCAUCUGAAUACUUAACUAACAUUCACAUUAGGGAUAAGCUGGCUGCAAUAAAACUUGGCCGAUAUGGAGAAGAUCUCCUGUUUUAUCUCUAUUACAUGAAUGGAGGAGAUGUAUUACAGCUAUUAGCAGCAGUAGAGCUAUUUAAUCGGGAUUGGAGAUACCACAAAGAAGAACGAGUAUGGAUCACCAGGGCACCCGGCAUGGAGCCAACAAUGAAAACCAAUACGUACGAGAGGGGAACAUAUUACUUCUUUGACUGUCUUAACUGGAGGAAAGUAGCUAAGGAGUUCCACCUGGAAUAUGACAAAUUAGAAGAAAGGCCUCAUCUGCCAUCAACCUUCAACUACAACCCUGCUCAGCAAGCCUUCUAAAGACUUCCCUUUUCUUGGGGUAUGGCUGUCUCAGCACAAUACUCAACAUAACUGCAGAACUGAUGUGGCUCAGGCAUCCUGGUUUUAAUUCCUUGAGGAUCUGGCAAUUGGCUCAUGCGAAGGGUCACCAUUUGAGGUCCUGCCUUACUAAUUAUGUGCUGCCCAACAACUAAAUUUGUAAUUGUUUUUCUUUAGUUUGAGCAGGGUCUGAAUUUUUGUUUGUUUUCUUUUUUGCCAGCAGACAAGCUUGGGUCUGUAAAGACAAGCGAGUACACUGACAAAAGUUUACCACUUAGUUUUCCAAAAUGUAAAAACAAAAAAAAAGAAAAAAGACAAAAAAUUAGACAACAAAAUUUGCAUUGUUCAUUGUAGCACUAUUGGUAAUAAAAAAUGUUUGUGCAUUUUUAUGUGAAGAUCCUUCUCGUAUUUCAUUUGGAAAGAUGAGCAAGGUUUGCUUCCUUCAUUUUACUUCCCCUUCUGUCUUUGAAAGGCAGUUUUCGCCAAGCUUAAUGCAAGAAUAUCUGACUGUUUAGAAGAAAGAUAUUGCCACAGUCUCUGGUUAGUUUCCAGGGUUGUGUAUUACUGAGCUUCAUCUUUCCAGAAUGAGCAAAACACUGUCCAGUCUUUGUUACGAUUUUGUAAUAAAUGUGUACAUUUUUUUUAAAUUUUUGGACAUCACAUGAAUAAAGGUAUGUAUGUACGAAUGUGUAUAUAUUAUAUAUAUGACAUCUAUUUUGGAAAAUGUUUGCCCUGCUGUACCUCAUUUUUAGGAGGUGUGCAUGGAUGCAAUAUAUGAAAACGGGACAUUCUGGAACUGCUGGUCAGGGGACUACUUUGUCGCCCUGUGCACUAAAGGGCCAGAUUUUCAGCAGCCAAGGACAUCCAUACCCAAGUGAAUGUGAUGGGACUUAAAGAAGUGAACUGAGACAAUUCACUCUGGCUGUUUGAACAGCAGCGUUUCAUAGGAAGAGAAAAAAAAAAGAUCAAUCUUGUAUUUUCUGACCACAUAAAGGCUUCUUCUCUUUGUAAUAAAGUAGAAAAGCUCUCCUCA